AUGAGGACCCUUCCUGUCACUUCUCUUCUUCUGCUGGUGAGUUAAAGGCUUUUUGCCUGGACCGUGCAUACAUGGGCUGAUACAGGGCGAAUAAGACAGAAACGUACAUGGAUCAUUGAUUCGUUUGCUAUUGAAGAAGAAAAUCCUGGACCGUUUCCAUAUAAACUCGGAAAGAUUGUACUUGACAGGAAAUAUUUAGUCAAUUUUGCCCUCUACGGAGAUGGUGUGGAUAGAGAGCCAAAAAAUAUUCUGAUCAUUAAUAAGGAUACAGGUGAAAUUUAUGUACACGGAAAAGUGGAUUACGAACGAGGUCUGCAUAUUAUCUUUCGUCUGACCCAACUACAGCUCUAUUUUGAAGCAAUAAAUAAAUCCAACAAUGCAGUGGACACAAGGCUAGGGGUUGAGAUCAAGGUUUUGGACAUAAACGACAACCCCCCCAUAUUUCAGCAAUCAAACUAUGACGUCACUGUGGAAGAGUCACAUCCCCAAGGUGAACAGGUUUUCACUGUGUUGGCAUUUGAUAAAGACGAUUCAAAAACGCUCAACGGAACCUUUUCCUUCACAAUCAAGUCUGUCACACCAAAAACGGACAAUGUUGAGUUUUAUAUCCAACAGAAGGAAGGAUCAGGGACAAUUUAUUUUAAAGGGUGCUUGGAUUAUGAGAAAGCUCAAAAAUAUACAAUUCUGGUUGAAGCAAAGGACCACGGAGAAGUGAAAAAGCUCUCAAGCACAAGUACAGUGAGAGUCAAGAUUUCUGACAAAAACAACCACCUUCCAGAGUUCUCCGGCCAAACAGGCAGUGGGAACGUAAAGGAGCGAGACAUUGGGACUGAAGUUUUGAGACUUCAAGUAUCAGAUAAAGACAGCCGUGGUUCAAAAGCCUGGAAAGCUAAAUACAUAAUCAAUGGAGAUACCAAAAAUAUAUUUAAAAUAGAAACAGACCCAACUACAAAUGAAGGGAUUUUAACUGUUGUUAAGCCAAUGGACUAUGAGGAGCAAACAUACCAAAGUCUGUCCAUCAGCGUGCAGAAUGAGGCUCCUUACUUUUCAUGUACGAUUAAAAAGCGUCCACAGAAUGCUUUGUGGGAAGUCGACAGAUUUUUUGAAACCCCCGGCACGAGUGAUCCACAACUUUACAAGUCCAUCCCAGUGACAAUUAAUGUUGAAGAUGUCAAUGACCCUCCAGUAUUUAUACCCCCUGUUAAAGAUGUUGUUGUAAUGGAAAACACAGAUGUAGGAACCUAUCUAACAACCAUUGCUGCUAAAGAUUUGGAUGGAGCUCAUGCGAACACAUUUAGAUAUAUUAAAGGGGAAGAUGAUGCUGGUUGGAUAACUGUUGAUGAAACGACUGGAAACAUAUCCACAGCCAAAAUUCUAGACAGAGAAUCCCCAUCUGUGAUCAACGGCAUCUAUAAAGCAAUCGUGUAUGCAGUGGAUGAUGGUUCACCACCACUGACCGGCACAGGCACUCUGCUUAUUUACCUACAUGAUCAGAAUGAUAAUGCGCCAGUGUUGACUGUGAACCAUGUCAAUAUGUGCUUGGACAAAGAGCCCACAACAGUCAACAUCUCAGCUGUAGAUCUGGACCUUCCUCCAUACAGUUCACCUUUCUACUACGAGUUAUUGGGAGAUGUUGAGGGGAAAUGGAGGAUUGACCCAGUUGAUGGGACAAUGGUGAAUCUUGUAAAAGAAAGCAUCGUACAUUCCGGUCAUCAUUUCCUCCAGAUGAGAAUAUCAGACCAGCAGGGGAUUUCUGCCAUUCAGAAUCUGUCAGUCACUGUGUGCAACUGCGCUAGUGAUUCCAGCUGUCAUGAGAGAAUGGUGUCGAGCAUUCGGAUGGGCAGUGGGGGCAUCUGCAUUAUUAUCCUUGCAGUUCUGUUACUCACAGCAAUGCUCUUGAUGGUGCUUCUGGUGUCAUGCAAAACAGAGACAAAAAUGAUUCUAAUAGAUGAGAGUUUUGGUGGUCUGACGAAAAGCAAUACUGAAAAUCCAGGAACAGACUGCACGGCAUCUUUCAUUGUGGGCAACCAAAAAACGAAUUCUUUAUCUGUAAAUUCAUAUCAGCACAACACAUCACAAACUACAAAUCACUGGUGCCAACAGGCUGUUGGACAGGAGUCAGUCUACUUUGACCCAAUGUUUCCAAAGCCAAAAUAUGGGCCAUAUCGGAGCUGGUCAAUUGCUCAGACCAACACAAGUGGAGUGAGUCAGUUCGCUCAUUUAUACAGUCCGGCCCAAAUCAACAGAACCCUGCAAUUUUAUUUUAACAAGAAAUACACUGUGCAUCCAGAAGAUCGGAGAGACUGUCCAGAAUAUUUGCCAUAUCAAUAUAAAUGUGAAGGGGAGGAAAGUGAUUGUGAGUCAUCAGCAUUCAGUCAGCUCACUAAAAGCAAUAUUGGAGAUAACCUGGACUUCCUGCAGAACCUUGGGCCAAAAUUCAACACUCUGGCUGGGAUUUGUCAACAGUCAAUGACGCACAAAACAUCACUUUAAAGAUGAAUGCUGAUUUAACGCUUUGGGAAUUCUACUGUAUAUUAUUAUUUUUUUGUUACAUUUCUGUUAGACAUUUGUGACAUUUCUUUUUUUUACCUGUGGGAGACCGAUGUGGGAUACAAAGAGGUGUUGGAUAAAUUAAACAGGUAUAGAAUAUUAACACAAAUCCCGGGGGAGAGACAGGUAUGAUGGCCCAGUGGUUAGCACUGUUGUAGGUCAUUGGUUUGAAUUCAGUCCCAUCCAUUUUUCCCUUGUAAAAACCUAAAGGCCUUUUGAUGGAUACAACACUAAAUCACGAACGCUGUCUACCGGUAUCUGAUUACAUUACAGAAAAUGACAGAGGUAAACUUUACUACUCCAGUGGUGCAGAGGGUUAAGUGUGUAACGUUUUUGGUUGCUUUGAGAUUACAGACCAGGUUUCGAAACUCGCUUGGGCCAAACACUUUUCCCAUCACA
Messenger RNA from Triplophysa rosa, 2949 nucleotides. RefSeq names its product cadherin-13-like. NCBI's taxonomy places the organism in Eukaryota, Metazoa, Chordata, Actinopteri, Cypriniformes, Nemacheilidae. Gene Ontology annotation, cellular component: adherens junction; plasma membrane; catenin complex. The transcript is spliced from 17 exons. Gene Ontology annotation, molecular function: cadherin binding; calcium ion binding. Gene Ontology annotation, biological process: homophilic cell-cell adhesion; adherens junction organization; multicellular organism development. The record is from RefSeq and is a predicted model, not a curated record.